Penicillium canescens is the source of this 5049-nucleotide messenger RNA. RefSeq lists its product as uncharacterized. Lineage: Eukaryota; Fungi; Ascomycota; Eurotiomycetes; Eurotiales; Aspergillaceae. The transcript is spliced from 3 exons. Gene Ontology annotation, cellular component: nucleus; site of double-strand break. The record is from RefSeq and is a predicted model, not a curated record. The coding region runs from base 1 to 5049 and encodes 1682 amino acids.
AUGCCGUCUCCUGCGACACCCAAACGCCCCUCCAACAGUGGAGGUACCGCAAAAGUCAAGCCACUCGACAUCGGAGAGCCGCUGGGCGUCCACGACACAAACACCGUUCGCUCCCGAGUACGAAAAUGGCAGCAACAAGGCGGCGGAGUGAUCACGAUCGAUGACGUCUGCGCGAACGAAGAUGAAAAUGCCACGAAGACCAAACCGAAGCCAGCCAAAGCCAAGGCAGAAAAGCUGGAGCGACCGAACAAGGACAAUCCCCCCGCGCUAAGGAAGCGCAGCCACAGCACGCCGCGCAAACGAGUGGUGAGCGACGAGCACUGGAAAAAGACACGGAAUCGAGCUUCGACGCAAUCCUCGUCGCGCAACCUACCUCCCCCCAAGCGCAUAUCCGAAUACACCACGAAUGAUGGACAGCCGAGAUCUUCGCGAUCGAGACGCAACGACAGCGAGGACGAGCGAGAGAAGGGCCAAGACGCCCCUCGAUCCUCGAAGCGGAGCUCUGGGGCGGGCCCCAGAUCCCAGGUUCGGGACUCGAAGUCCAGCACUCGCAAUGUUGAUACAAUCACCGAGAGCGACUAUGAGACAGACCACGGCAAGCCCGGGGCGCCCUCGGAACUCUCGGACAGGCAUAGAAAUCGAUCGCCUCCUCCCGAGGAUGUAUGGGCAGCGAGUGAAGCGGACUUCUCUGAGUUGUCAAAGAGACGUGCUCGUGGUGCUCCAAAGCCGCCAAAAGGAGGUAUAUUCGCGCAUAUGAUCGACGAGUCCAAGAAGAUGUUUGGAAAGCCUGAGCCAGAGCAGCCUAGACCUACGCCUACUCCGACGACGGGCCGUGGAGCCAAGAUCGAGGCGUGGCUAUCUGAGACACCAGACCCCUUUCUGGACGAAGUCGAGAACAAGAGUGAUUUGCCAGCCCCCUUGGAUCUAAAAUCAGGCCGAGCAAGGCGGUCCAAGAGACUCGCAGAUGGGGAACUACACACUGGCACCGAUUCUGAACCAUCAGUGAUUAGCGAAUCUCGGCCGAAGAGCGCUGUGAGCCGAUACUCCAAAGGAAAGGAGAGCAUCUGUUCAACAGACAAGCCGUCCAAGUCAGGAGAGCUUGAUAGAGGCGACGAAUCGAACCGAUCAAGCAUAGACAAGAGCUCGAAGUCCUCGGCCAAGAGCAAAGAAGAGAAGCCGGUACAGGACAAGCCAUAUGAGGAAAGCAUCGCACCCUCGGAGUCCGAAACCCAGCCCUUUUCCGAAGACUCUGAAGUUUCAGGCCAUAAUGCACCUGUGCCACUUGGCCGCAGCAAGCCUUUCCCCAGCACCGGCUACCAUCGACUAUCGACGAUUGCCUCGGUCGAAACUCUCAGCGCUACUCUUACAGAUGGUACUGCACCCGCGCCAAAGAAGGCAACGACUGAAAAGCGCCAGUCGAAGAUUGCUGAGGAAGCAGAAGAAGCAGAGAAGGAAGAUCAAUUUGAUCCUGAAUCCCUCCCUGUGGUCUCGUCACAGUUGAAACGAAGGCUCACAACCCACAAUGAUCUUAUGUCUGUCCUAUCAAUUUCGACAUCCCGAAGGGGAAGCACUCGAUCUAAUCGCAGUAUCCGUACCAACAAAAGCCGACUGGCUCACGCGACGGUUGAUGAUCUGCUUCAAGAGCUCGUGGGCGAUGAGACGAAGUAUAUGCGAGAGCUGAAGACAUUGGUCGGUGGUGUCAUCCCAGUACUCCUGACUUGCGUACUCUCUCGAUCCGACUCGGCCAUUGCCGCAGGUCUAUUCCGCCCUUCUCUGGACCCUCAAGAUGAUGUGAACUUCUCGAAACCCAUUGUCAACAUGGGCGUUGCGAUUGAGCGCCUGAAGAAUCUGCACAAACGGAUUCCUCAAGACAAUGCGGAUGCAUUGCUUACCUGGGCGCAAGGUGCUCAGAGAGUCUACCGCGAGUACUUGAAGGCAUGGCGACUUGGGUUCAAGGAUGUUAUUGUCAAUCUCGCUCCACUUGAAGAGGAUGAGGCCUCUCAAAAUGCGGACACGAAGAGUCUGGACGAAGGCCUGGAGCGAGACGAGAAUGGCGAUAUCAUCGAUAGCGAUGGAGAAAAGGUCGAUGUCGCCUACCUCUUGAAGAGACCUCUAGUGCGACUCAAGUACUUGGCCAAGAGCUUCAAGGGGAUUAAUGUGCUGGAACCAUCCACCAAGGCCGAGGAAAUGGCCACCGCCUAUCAGAGUCUUGUUUACGAUGCCCGGAAACGUGUUCGAGAUGAAAGAGCGAGAUUGGAAGAUGAUUCCGCUGCUAGUAUCGAUCCAACCCGAACUAGAGACCCCAUGACCUUGGGUGUCCUUCGGGGUAUAACUGUUGAUCAGACUCGUCGUGUCCGGGCUCGUGAUUUCUUCAAUCUAUCUCUAUACCACUCGAGUGGUCAGCUGGUGGACUGCCGGGCUGAGCUCUUGUACCGAGACAACACUCCGAGCAAAGGACCUGGAGGUGAUCUACUCAUUUGCGAGAUCGAUCACUCUGAUCGCUGGCUGCUUUUCCCUCCCAUGGAUGUGCGAUGUGUCUCAGCUCGCAGGGGAGAAUCUAGACACGAGAUCGUGCUUAUGCUGCGCAGUGCACCCGAGGACGCCACCAAGUACUGGCAAGAACUGAUCUCACUUCGCAUCGACGAAGAAGAAGUCGGAGCUGAGUGGAUCCAAUUGCUUGGUUCGGACCCUAUCCCCCCAUCAAUUUGUCGAAGCCAAAGCUUCAUCAGCAGAGCCAAGCAGAACAGGGCCCGCAAGCCUACUGCCCAUGGCUCUCCCCCUAGGGCACAUCCCAGUGACGUUGAUGUUCCGAUUGGCGAGAAGGCCACUGGGAGACGGCGCUCAUUGACUACAAAGGAACACUUCUCUGAGCCCAGUACUGUCAGCUCUGCUAUUGACGCAAGAAGCUCUAUGUAUUCCACAGCCACCCGGGAGACUGACUAUACCACUGGAGGAUCAGAGUUGCCAGCAAAGCCAUCCCGGCCUGACCUACCUCUUCUUCCUUCCACAGACCCCCGGAACUCGCCUAUUAGCCCCGACAAGUCUUCCACAGGACUCAAGCGAUCCAAGGCUAAGAGACUUUCACGCUAUGGCGAAAGCCCGGCUUCGGAGACUGUAUCCCCACACACCGUUGUAUCUGACAAGCCGGAUGACAGCACCAUUGUGACUUUACCAGCAGUAGCUACACCGACACCAAGCACGCCAACGGCUACUACACCAACAACGGGCAGAUUCUAUGGUGGCGAGAAGUCCGACUUUGCGGACGCGGGUUCUCCAAGAGGAAAGCCAUCCAGAAUUCCCCAGAAGACCCCGCAAAAGUCCCCGCAGAAGACGCCUGCUAGAGAAUCGCCCGAACCUGAAUCACCAAGGGUAUCAUCUGUGCCCUCGGCAGUUCUUCCUCUGAUCCCCAAGAUCCGAACGCCCAGUAGCCAGACGCAUCUGUCUACUCCCACGAGCGUUGACGACGAGGAGGAAGACUAUCCCCCGCUGGAUGCUCUUCCAGAGCGCGAAGUCCCGGAAACGCCGACAAAAUCCAAGAGGAAGAAGUCCCGCAGGAGGCCCAAGUCCUCCGAUGACAGUCCUCCGCCUCCACCGCCUCAUCGAUCACCUAGCCCUUCCACUGGCAAGCGUUCGAGCGCUCCAGUCCUCACUUCCAGUAGCGGUGGGCUCAAGCGUCGUGGAUCUUCUCCCCUGAAGCACGAGUAUGAGCCUUCGACCGCUUCGGACUACACGGAAACUGAUUCAGACGCGUCGACUGUCCGACACUACACCUACUCAUCAUCGGAGUACUCUCGAUCCGCCAGAUCAUCUGAUUCGGAGGACGACUACUCAUCGGUGUCCGACGAAGAUGAAGAUUACCAAGAUACUCCCAAGGCUAGAGUGGCCGAAUCAACUCUCGAUGGCAGUUCUCUCUCGCCUUCCAACUCUGCGUCACAAGGUGGCUACCGUGCUGUGCCACUGCAGCCAACAAAGACAUCGAAAACAAUUGCGGGUGUCUUUGCUUGGUCCGACAAAGGAAGCUGGGAGACUGUACUUCCUGACGACUGCGACAUUAUUACCACUCAUUUCUCUCGAACUUACACCACUCGUUCCUAUUCGCCGUGGCACUGCCAUCGACAUCAGCAUCCGCUCUCCCCCACUGAGCGGUCCAAGAUCACAUCCAGUAAUAACAUUAUGUUCCGCUCGCGCAGUCCCGAAGACUGCGAUACCCUCUACGGCCUCAUCAACCAAGCAAGAAUCAACAAUCCAACCUACAUCGCCCUCCAGAACGCCCGCGGGCCAUUUAAUGGCCACCCUGUUGCAUCCUUCGAGCCCGCCACAAAAUCCAGCGGAGGCCUCUUCGGCUGGCCCCGCCGCAGAAAGAGUUACCGCGCCUCAAGCUCCCCCGCUCCCUGGCCGAAGGAUCCGAAAGCAGCCAAGAUGUUCAACAUCUCCCGCUCAACCAUCGAAUCCCGCAACGGCCGCGAAGGCAGCAUCCAUUCCGGCUCCGGCGAUUCCGGCACAAACCCAUCUCCUAACUCGGGCAUCGGCCGCAUAGCGGCAGCAAUCAAGGGUGCUGACGGCAUCGGCCUCUCAAACGCCAAGAUCCGCCUAUACGCCCGCGAAUCCGCCUCUAAAUGGCGCGAUAUGGGCGCCGCCCGCAUGACCAUCAUGCCCGCUCCACCCAAGAACACCUCUCGCCCCGGCACAGCAGUCAGCGGCCGCAGCGAUAGCAGUUUGCAGAGAGGUGAUACAGACGGCACGAGUAGCAGCUCACCACCCGCCUCAGGUGCAGCCUCUCCACGCCGUGGCAUUGAGACAGAGAAGCGUAUUGUCAUCCGUGGCAAGACUCGCGGUGAGACAUUAUUAGAUGUCUGUCUAGGCGAAAACGCCUUUGAGCGCAUUGCUCGUACGGGUAUUGCCGUUUCAAUUCGCGAAGAGAAUGAAGACGGGUCCGUGGCUAAGAAGGGCGGUGUCGCUACGGGCUCUGGCAAGAUUUACAUGAUCCAAAUGAAGAGUGAAGCUGAGGCGGCUUAUACCUUUGGGCUUGUUGGUAAGCUCAGGUAUUAG